AUGCGUUCUCUUGAUUUGCGUACGUCGAUGAGGAGAUCAUUCAUGUAUUACCGGCGGGAGUUUUUAGGGGUCCCACUUAUGGUGUGUCGUGACGCUGUUGUUGUAUUAUGCGGUUGUAGAGUGGCACACUGCAGACAGAGCGAGACACGCUCUCUACGCUUAGGGAGGCCUUGUCCUGGUGGAACGUUGCGUGUGGUUCCCCUGUUUGAAACUGUGAAAGACCUAAGAGAAGCAGGUUCAGUUAUCAGAAAACUGUUAUCGAUUGAUUGGUACCGGGAGCACAUUAUAAAGAACCAUAAUGGUCAUCAAGAAGUGAUGAUCGGAUAUUCUGAUUCUGGUAAAGAUGCUGGGCGCUUCACUGCUGCGUGGGAGCUUUACAAAGCACAAGGGGAUGUUGUUGCUGCAUGCAAUGAGUUUGGAAUCAAAGUUACUCUUUUCCAUGGUCGAGGAGGGAGUAUUGGUCGUGGUGGUGGCACAACAUAUCUAGCCAUUCAAUCCCAAACACCUGGUUCUGUAAUGGGCACACUCCGUUCAACAGAGCAAGGGGAGAUGGUGCAGGCGAAUUUUGGUUUGCCACAGACUGCUAUUAGUCAUUGUUUUACAUGGUAUCAAGAUCAUGGUUAA
Messenger RNA from Hibiscus syriacus, 624 nucleotides. RefSeq names its product phosphoenolpyruvate carboxylase 4-like. Gene Ontology annotation, cellular component: cytosol. The record is from RefSeq and is a predicted model, not a curated record. Gene Ontology annotation, molecular function: phosphoenolpyruvate carboxylase activity. Gene Ontology annotation, biological process: carbon fixation; tricarboxylic acid cycle. The transcript has 6 exons. The coding region runs from base 1 to 624 and encodes 207 amino acids. Lineage: Eukaryota; Viridiplantae; Streptophyta; Magnoliopsida; Malvales; Malvaceae.